Messenger RNA from Rhipicephalus microplus (southern cattle tick), 657 nucleotides. RefSeq lists its product as uncharacterized. The record is from RefSeq and is a predicted model, not a curated record. NCBI's taxonomy places the organism in Eukaryota, Metazoa, Arthropoda, Arachnida, Ixodida, Ixodidae.
CCACCUGGAGCGUACUUUGAGGUACGGCAAGGAGUUUACGUUAACUUGAACCAGUGAUCAGUUUACGAAUAAUUGAAUACUCUCACUGACUUGAGCAUCAUGGGUCUAGUUGUGGUACUUGUUGCGAUGCUAUGCAUCAGCUUCGUUGCAGCCCAAAGUACCACUGAGGAACCAAUGACAGUGGACACCAUCAUCGACCAGCUUAAGGACAUGGUGAAUGACUUUGUUCGUGACAAAGCAAAGGCUGAAACAUUGGUCGAGAAGAUCGAGAGCGCUCGUGAAUGCCUUAAUAUGACCGGAGGAAUCAGAGAGGAGGUAAUGAAAAAGCUCACCAGCGGUAUCAUCCCGACCAUGACUGAAUGUGCCGGUAGGAUCAAAGACAUAAUGGAAGCUCCAGCAAAAAUACUUGCAAUGAAACAGUGCUUCACUGAAAAAUUACAGGAAUUCAUGAAAUCCAACGGAAUGACACACGAUGAAAGGAGGAUCCUUGACAAUAUCGGAAAAUGCAUCAAAGCAAGUGUUCCGUCUUGAAUCCGGCUGGACUUCGAAAAAGCUGUUGAUUAAAAUCUCAUAACCAACACUCCCUUGUACUUUUUUAACGCAAUACCUUGCGCAAAAAAGGUUGAAUACGCAAUAAAGGUUGAAUGAAAAAAAGAA